CAACCCGGCGCGUCUCUUCGCUAGCGUCCGCCGCCGUGCCGCAUCAUCUCAGCCGCGCGCCGCCAUCGCCGCCCCGGCAUUGAUUUUUCAGCCCCUCAUAGCCGGCAGAUGGAAGAGGUAUCAACCAGCGAAACCACCUCUGGCGUCGAUGAGCUAUGUGCAACAGAUUUCUACAAUCUUCGCGGCGUCGAUGACGACACCAAGGCAAGUAAGAAACGACAGCUGAGGAUGAGGGAGGAACGGAUCCAGAACAGGCGCUUAAAGAAGCAACGUAAGAAAAGGGAGGCCGAAGAAACCGUGGAGAGGGCCCUCAAGAUAAGAGAGGAACUGCGUCAACACAGGCUCGAUUUCGAGGCGUCGGUAAAGGGCAGAGAGGAGUACUACUACUACACCCCUCGGUGGAGGAAGGCAGUCCCUGUUGAUAAGGUCGAAAAACCAUUACCAGAUUUUGAAUGGAUUCCGUAUGAUUCGAUGGAUGAGUUCGGGAGAGUAUCUGAGCUCAAGCAUACAAGUUGGAGAGUCGAGGAACUCACAUUACAACUUGCUAAGUCUAUUGUUGGACUUCAGUCAUAUUCAGGAAACAAGCAUCUCUUCUCUUGCUCCGGAACUAUUGUCGAGUUUCUGAUGGGUAUUGGUUAUGUGGUAACAUCUGCAAGUUUAGUUAAAUGGCCGCACCAAGAUAAGCAGGCUGAUCAACUUAAGAUCGAUGUACAUUUACCAAGUGGAGAAGUACUCGAGGGUUCAGUCUCAAAUGUCGAUUUUUCUUACAACGUAUGUGUGGUUGAAGUUCCUUCAACUUUGCAGCUGCCAACGAGAAGUUUCAGUGCGGACACUAGAAUUUUCAAUUUUUAUGAGCGCCAUCCAAAAGAUGUUGUAGCUGUAGGCCGUCUUUGUAAGCCUUGGAGCUUGAACGCUGCUUUGGGGAAACUGGUUCCAAAAAGAAGCCAGUUUGAUUGUGAGGAGCUUCUUGUUUCAUCUUGCAGGAUUUCAGAGAGAGGUGUUGGGGGUCCUCUGAUGGAUUUUGAUGGAAAUAUCAUCGGCAUGAACUUCUAUGACAAGAAAGAGACCCCUUUCCUUCCAGGUUUCAUUGUGUUGAAGUGUUUGCAGCACUUCAAUGAUUUCAAGAAGGUCAUACGACCGUUGCAUGGACUGCGAGUUAAAACUCUUAACGAAGAUGAACAGCUUGCUGCACUUGAAAAGAUACAUCAAGUGUUCCCUGAGGUCCGUGGUGUGAUCGUGGAGAAGGUCGAAGUACCUUCAGCUGAACAUUCUGAGAUAAAGGUCGGGGACAUCAUCACUCAUGUUAAUGAUGUACCUUUCUCCAGUGCUGCAGAGUUGGGUGGCAUACUGCUGGAUACGUGCGCUCAGCACAUGCUGGAGACACAGAAAUUGGACCCAACAAAAGACGGAAACCAGAUGGAAGCAGUGAUAAGCCUCAAGUUUGAUGUGAAAACAGUGAGAGGUCGCAGAUCUGAAGCCACAACCAGAACAAUCGACGUCGGCAGGUUUAAUCCUACUAGUGGAUUCAACAGGUGGCCACUUGGGAGACGUUAUCUUAUUCGACGGGUUGAGGACGGAACCCUUUUCACCGAAAAGCGGUGUGGCUAACAGGGAAUCAACUUCGUUUUGCCCCUUAUGGGUAGAACUGAUUUGUAUAUUAUGCUAGUACUAAUAUAAUUAGGGUUAGUGUUCGGUCAGGUUAGCGUCUGCUUGGUUUGAUAGUACUUUAAGAUAUAGGAGUAGACAGAAGGAAUAGUAUAAUCCAGUAUUAUUCUACUUAAGAUAUAGGAGUAGUAUAAUCCAAUAUUUAUUUCUUCCGGGGAAAUAUUUUUGGGAAAUUCUAAGCAGCAAGUAGCAACGUGUGCA
This is a messenger RNA of Triticum dicoccoides, 1866 nucleotides long. RefSeq names its product putative protease Do-like 14. The coding region runs from base 109 to 1608 and encodes 499 amino acids. Lineage: Eukaryota; Viridiplantae; Streptophyta; Magnoliopsida; Poales; Poaceae. The transcript is spliced from 12 exons. Gene Ontology annotation, molecular function: protein binding. The record is from RefSeq and is a predicted model, not a curated record.